AACAACUGGGAUGCUGUCUGCUGUAGGCCUAUCGUCAUGGCGUGUUUGGAAACUCAAUAUCGGCCGCUUCCGUACAUCCAGCAUCUGCACGAAUUGCCACGACUGGAUUUUCAUUUCGACUCUUGCAACAACGUUACCUUUGAGCCAAAUGAAGUUUCUUAUUGGGAGGGUGUAGGUUUCUGGGGUGCAAUUCUAGCGUUAUUCGGCUUGCUGCUAUUCUUUGGAAUUCUUUUCUACCUUGUUUGCAAGUGUUGUUGUUGUCGUACUGAAAGGGAUUACAACGUUUCUCCGAAGUCGUCAUCUAGAGCUCGAUGCCUUUUCUUGUUGUCAGCAGUUGUGGCAAUGGCAAUUAUUGGAGCGGCGGUUUACGGUGCGGCCGCCAGUGUUGUCGACGGGAAGACAGUGAUCGAGAAAGGAAAGCAAGGUGCCAAGAAAGUUUUUCAAGUUGAAAAUGAGGUUACGGGUUUGUUGAAACAAUUGGAUGAAGAAGUAGUUCUUCCCUUGGAACUCUUAGAGGCUCAGUCUGAUAUUGAAUUAAUUCAAUCUGUUCUGUACGAUUUGGACAAUGUAAAGAAAGAGCUGUAUAAGGUAUCUGAUAAACUAGAUGAAGUUCAGGUUGGUUCCACUGUCAACUUUACGGAGAAAUAUGUUAACUAUUGGGAAUAUGGAAUUCUUCCUGCUGUGUCUUGGAUGGUGGUUGUUGCUUUCAUUUUUCUAUUAGGGUCAUGCUGCUGUACAAGGUGUUUUGUUCAAUUAGGUGUUCUUAUUGCAUUGUUGGGCAUCAUAGUUGCUUUCAUUAGUGGUGCAGUGGCAUUCUGCUUAGCUCUGGCUGGUAGUGACUUCUGCAUGAAUCCAGAUUACUAUGUUCUUCAUUAUUCAGCAAAUAUUGGUCCAACUGACACAGUUGAGUAUUAUGUUUGCUGCUCUGAACAGUAUGAGAGUCCUUUUCAAGAGGAGUUAAAUGCGGCUUUUGAGGCUUCAGAGGAGAUAGAAAGUUUGCUAACUGAGCUAAAGGAGCAAGUUGAAAAUGCAUCCCAAGUUGAUCUAGUUAACCAGGCAAUUAGUGGAUUUGAUAAGGGAAGAGAACAUCUGCAUCAAAUUGCACAAGCUUUGCAUUGCCAAGGUUUACACGAGUUGUACGUUGAAGCUCGAACAUCAAUUUGUGACAAUGGCAUUUUGAGCCUGAUUAUACUGUGUGGUGCUGCUAUGACAACUUCGGUCAUGUUUGUAAUUGUGAUCAGCUGUGGUUGCCAUUUGCUGAAAAAGUUGAAACAAGAACAUGAAUACCAGGACACAGAAAGAAUGCCUCUUACUGUUCAUGAUGACAACAAUGGUAAUACAUCUAGCUAUGGUUCAUAUAAUGAAAACCAUGCUGUGGAUGAGACUAGAGUUGAUCUUCCACCUACUGUCCAGUAUGAAUCGUUUGUGCCCAAUGAUGGAAAUGACCAGUGACAACAUGAUGGUACUUGGUAUCACUCAUAGACUAUGGAUUUGUAACAUGAACAAAUAUCUGUUGGUUGUCAGCAACUUGCUUGUAAUGUUUAGAGUAUGUAGUAGUAGUUUGCUAGUGUAGAUUUGUACUGUACAGUAGCUCUUAGUAUCUUCGAUUAGUUUAUGCUGUGCCAAUAGGAAAGUUGAUUGCCAUGAUCGGGAACGAA
Corticium candelabrum is the source of this 1658-nucleotide messenger RNA. RefSeq names its product protein tweety homolog 2-like. Bases 37 to 1452 code for a protein of 471 amino acids. The record is from RefSeq and is a predicted model, not a curated record. Gene Ontology annotation, cellular component: plasma membrane. Gene Ontology annotation, molecular function: intracellularly calcium-gated chloride channel activity; volume-sensitive chloride channel activity. NCBI's taxonomy places the organism in Eukaryota, Metazoa, Porifera, Homoscleromorpha, Homosclerophorida, Plakinidae. The transcript is spliced from 14 exons.